CGGUUCCUGCAGCGCCGGGCACUGCUGGAGCAGAAGGGGCUGCUGAGCCCCUGCAGGUGCAUAAGCGUCCAGGACCCCGCGGAAGGGCCAGAGGCACAGAGCGUGCUCACCAACAUGGAAGGCACCGCGACACCCCGCUGCGGGAAGGUCCCCAAGCCCAAAAAGGCCCUCUCCCCAUCCCUGUCCCCAUCUGCCUCUCCUGAGAGCGUAGCCAGGCACCACUCUGCGUUGCUGUCCCAGGGAAGUGGCAGCUCCAAGGGGGUGCAGACGUCCUCCCUGCUCCUGCGCCCGGGCAAGUAUGUGGCCAUCGACUGUGAGAUGGUGGGCACGGGUCCUAAGGGGAGGCUGAGCGAGCUGGCACGGUGCUCCGUGGUGAACUACGAGGGGGAUGUCAUCUAUGACAAGUAUGUCCAGCCCCAGCUCCCCGUUGUGGACUACAGGACUCGCUGGAGUGGCAUCACCAAGCAGCACAUGAAGAGUGCCAUCCCUUUUAAGGCUGCCCAGGCAGAGAUCCUGAAGAUCUUGAAAGACAAGAUUGUAGUAGGACACGCCAUCCACAAUGACUUCCAAGCCCUGAAGUACUUUCAUCCAAAAGACAGGACUCGAGACACCAGCCAGAUCCCUGUGCUGAAGCAGAGGGCAGGGCUGCCCAGCAGGGCCAGCGUCUCACUCAAGAGCUUGGCCAGGCACCUGCUCCAGAAGAAGAUCCAGGUCGGCUGCAAAGGGCACUCGUCCGUGGAGGAUGCUCAGACAGCCAUGGAGCUGUACAGACUGGUGGAGGUGCAGUGGGAGAGGGAGCUGGCCCGUGGGCUGCCCCCCCGGCCCCCCAGCCCCGUCACAGACCCCAUCACUGACAGCAACCAGUACAUGGAUGACCGGUACUGGCCCUCAGACCUGAUGGCAAGCAGCCUGUGA
Merops nubicus (carmine bee-eater) is the source of this 915-nucleotide messenger RNA. Its product is annotated as apoptosis-enhancing nuclease-like. NCBI's taxonomy places the organism in Eukaryota, Metazoa, Chordata, Aves, Coraciiformes, Meropidae. The record is from RefSeq and is a predicted model, not a curated record. The transcript has 3 exons. Gene Ontology annotation, cellular component: nucleus. The annotation marks the transcript as partial. Gene Ontology annotation, molecular function: nucleic acid binding; exonuclease activity.